Messenger RNA from Callithrix jacchus (white-tufted-ear marmoset), 4870 nucleotides. NCBI's taxonomy places the organism in Eukaryota, Metazoa, Chordata, Mammalia, Primates, Cebidae. The record is from RefSeq and is a predicted model, not a curated record.
UCCGCUUUCCGAUAACAUCUGAAACCGUAACGAGGUACAUCCCUCAUCCAAAUAUCCACGUUUAAGGUGUCCAGAUUCGAGUUUGGUCUGACCUACCCCUCCCCGCGCCGACCCUGGAGGCAUCUUCCGUGUGCUCUUUCUCUUCGAACCCCCAGGGAUAAGCGCCUGGGUGUGCCAGGUCCGCCUCUUCACUGGCGCUGGCCGGGGGCGGGGUGGGUAGGCUGGGACCUGUGUCUGAUUAGCUGGGAGGGGGAAGCAAUGGUCCCAACCGCUGUCUGCUGCGCUCCAGUCCUUCCAGGCUCUUCCAGGAGGAAGAGGCACUAUACAAGAGAGGAGGGCAGGGGUCCCAGUACUGAAUACCCUUGCCGGGGUUUUGACAGCUGCCGCCGUCUCUGAACUCCCACCUCGCGCCGAACCGUGUUCCUGUCAUGGGAACCCCUUCCAGCUCAGGUUUCUAUGUGAGCCGCGCAGUGGCCCUGCUGCUGGCGGGGCUGGUAGCCGCCCUUCUGCUGGCUCUGGUCAUACUCGCCGCCUUUUACGGCCACUGCGCUCGCAUCCCACCGUCGGCGCUGCCUGGAUUCUGGGACUCGGAAGCCGAGUGUUCUCCUCCCCGCAGGCAGAAGUCGACCCCGACCCCGACCCCCGGCGCAGGCGAGCUAGCGGUGACGACCACCCCGAGACAUGAGCGACCCCCGGGGCCCUGGGACCACCUACGCCUGCCGCCCUGGCUCUUGCCGCUGCACUACGACCUGGAGCUGUGGCCGCUCCUGAGGCCCGACAAGCUUCCGGCAAGGUCUUUUCUCUUCUUUGGCCGCGUGAACAUCACGGUGCGCUGCACCGUGGCCACUGUUCGACUGCUGCUGCAUAGCCUCUUCCAGGACUGCGAGGGCGCCGAGGUGCGGGGCCCCCUGUCCCCGGGCACUGGGAACACCACCGUGGGCCGCGUACCAGUGGACAAGGUGUGGUUCGCUCUGGACACCGAAUACAUGGUGCUGGAGCUCGGUGAGCCCCUGCAACCUGGUAGCAGCUACGAGCUGCAGCUCAGCUUCUCGGGAGUGGUGUUUGAAGACCUCAAGGAGGGACUCUUCUUCAGCGAGUACACCGACCAGGGCGAGCGCAGGGUUCUGCUAGCAUCCCAGCUGGAACCAACAUUUGCCAGGUUUGUUUUCCCUUGUUUUGAUGAGCCAGCUCUGAAGGCAACUUUUAAUAUUACAAUUAUUCAUCAUCCAAGUUAUGUGGCCCUUUCCAAUAUGCCAAAGCUAGGUCAGUCUGAAAAAGAAGAUGUGAAUGGAAGCAAAUGGACUGUUACUACCUUUUCCACUACGCCCCACAUGCCAACUUACUUAGUUGCAUUUGUAAUAUGUGACUAUGACCAUGUCAAUAGAACGGAAAGGGGCAAGGAGAUACGCAUCUGGGCCCGCAAAGAUGCCAUUGCAAGUGGAAAUGCAGACUUUGCUUUGAACAUCACAGGCCCCACCUUCUCUUUUCUGGAGGAUUUGUUUAAUAUCAGUUACUCUCUUCCAAAAACAGAUAUAAUUGCCUUGCCUAGUUUUGACAACCAUGCAAUGGAAAACUGGGGACUAAUGGUAUUUGAUGAAUCAGUAUUGUUGCUGGAACCAAAAGAUCUUCUGACAGGAAAAAAGACUCUGAUCGCCAACAUUGUUUCCCACGAGAUUGCACACCAGUGGUUUGGAAACUUGGUUACCAUGAAUUGGUGGAACAAUGUCUGGCUCAAGGAGGGUUUUGCAUCUUAUUUUGAGUAUGAAGUAAUUAACUACUUUAAUCCUAAAUUCCCAAGAAAUGAGGUCUUCUUUUCUAACAUUUUACGUCAUGUCCUCAGAGAAGAUCACACCCUGGUGACUAGAGCUGUGGCCAUGAAGAUGGAAAAUUUCAAAACAAGUGAAAUAGUGGAACUCUUUGACAUGUUUACUUACAGCAAGGGAGCGUCUAUGGCCCGGAUGCUUUCCAGUUUCUUGAAUAAGCAUUUAUUUGUCAGUGCACUCAAGUCAUAUUUGAACACAUUUUCCUACUCAAAUGCUGAGCAAGAUGAUCUAUGGAGGCAUUUUCAAAUGGCCAUAGAUGACCAGAGUACAGUUACUUUGCCAGCAAAAGUAAAAAACAUAAUGGACAGUUGGACACAGCAGAGUGGUUUUCCAGUGAUCACUUUAAAUGUGUCUACUGGCAUCAUGAAACAGGAGCCAUUUUAUCUUGAAAAGGUUAAAAAUCAGACUCUUCUAACCAACAAUGGCACGUGGAUUGUCCCUAUUCUUUGGAUAAAAAAUGGAACUACACAAUCUUCAGUAUGGCUAGAUCAAAGCAGCAAAGUAUUCCCUGAAAUGCAAGUUUCAGAUUCUGACCAUGACUGGGUGAUUUUGAAUUUGAAUAUGACUGGAUAUUAUAGAGUUAAUUAUGAUAAAUUAGGUUGGAAGAAAUUAAGUCAACUACUUGAAAAGGAUCCUAAGGCUAUUCCUAUUAUUCACAGACUGCAGUUGAUUGAUGACGCCUUUUUCUUGUCUAAAAACAAUUAUAUUGAGAUUGAAACAGCACUUGAGUUAACCAAGUACCUUGCUGAAGAAGACGAAAUCAUAGUAUGGCAUACAGUCUUGGUAAACUUGGUAACCAAGGAUCUUGUUUCUGAUGUGAAGAACUCUGAUCUAUAUCCAUUAUUAAAGAAGUACCUAUUAAAGAGACUUUAUUCAAUAUGGAAUAUUUAUGUAACUAUAAUUCGUGAAAAUGUGUUGGUAUUACAAGAUGACUACUUAGCUCUAAUAUCACUGGAAAAACUUUUUGGAACUGUGUGUUGGUUGGGCCUUGAAGACUGUCUUCAGCUGUCAAAAGAACUUUUCGCAAAAUGGGUGGACCAUCCAGAAAAUGAAAUACCUUAUCCAAUUAAAGAAGUGGUUUUAUGUUAUGGCAUUGCCUUGGGAAGUGAUAAAGAGUGGGACAUCUUGUUAAAUAUUUACACUAAUACAACAACGGAAGAAGAAAAGUUGCAACUUAUUUACGCAAUGAGCUGCAGCAAAGACCCAUGGAUACUUAACAGAUAUAUGGAGUAUGCUAUCAGCGCAUCCCCAUUCACUUCUAAUGAAACAAAUAUAAUUGAGGUUGUGGCAGCAUCUGAUGUUGGCUGGUAUGUCGCAAAAGACUUCUUAGUCAACAACUGGCAAGCUGUGAGUGAAAGGUAUGGAACACAAUCAUUGAUUAAUCUAAUAUAUACAAUAGGGAGAGCCAUAACUACAGAUAUACAGAUUGAGGAGCUGCAGCAGUUUUUCAGUAACGUGUUGGAGGAAGACCAGAGGAUCAAAGUUCAUACCAAAUUACAGACAAUAAAGAAUGAAAAUCUGAAAAACAAUAAGCGAAGAGACAGGAUGGCUGAGUGGCUAAGGAGAAACACAUAGGUUGGGACUAUCUUUCAGCACUCCUCUUGCAUAUUAUAAUGGAAUUUGCUCACAGUUUUGCCUUCCAAUACUUUACGAGUCUGGAAAACCACACAUUUUAUUUGUAUUUCAGUCACAUUUAUUAAUCAGAGUGCCGUUCUUCCCAUAUUGUUACAUUUGGCCCCAACGUUAGGUGACUGCUGACAAUUUUGCCAAUGCUGCUGUAUUUCUGGGAAAGAUGUCACUUCAUGUUAGGCUACAAUCCCACAGAAUUUGCUUUAAAUGUCAUGUAAAAACAAAUGCACCUAAGAAAGUCUUGCUUAUUUUGUUCUGAAGCCAGUGGAAUAUGAAAUCAUUGGCAUUGAUGAAGAGCACAUUCUUUGCUGAGGGAAAUAACAGUUUUGCAAAGCCCUGGGGUUUAUUUAUUUCAACAUUGAAAAUUGAAGAUAACAUGAUAAUAUAAAGAGACAGAUACUCAAAAAGUAUAUUCGCUAGAAGACAGAAGAGCCAAAUCAAAGCACGAUGAGAAAAGAAACAGUAGACAAUUUAAUGAGCCCUAAAAGUAAGAAGUGUGUCUUCUCCUGCCCUUUUCUCUCUCCCACAGUACAUCCUGCAUUGAACCAUGCAUUGCUGGUUACUGAACUUUAUGGUGUCACAAAAAGACAAAUGAUUGUAGGAUCAUUGGAAGUGCACGUAGGCUUGCUGUGGUGGAGGCCACAGUGGAGAUAAAGGCUCUGCUCUGCAGUUCUUGAUUGUGUAUUCACCUGUGGGAUGGACAUACUUUCAGCCUAAGCAGACGAGUGAAAAUAAGGAUGUCAAAAAGACAAUAGCAAGUACCGGCUACUAUUUAGGGCGAAAGGAAUUUUGAAAUGAAGGAAACAAAACUAAAAGACUAACUGGAGCAUAAUCCUUACAGUUUUGUACUCAGAGGAUUAAGUUUGAAACAUGGUGUCUUUUGGCCAAAUUGAACCUACUUGUAAUGUGGACCAACUUACUUUACACAUUUUGUCAGUCUCAAUGUAUGGAAUUACCUUAGUUUUCUCAUGCUUGAUUAAACAAGACAACUAAAGCUAAUCGUUCCUCUUCUUGACUUUGUGUAUGUGAUUUAAUUUUUUAUUUUAUUUUUAUUUUUGUAGAAUGGGGGUAAACCUAUAGAUCUCCACCUUGGGAUGAUAUUGUAAAGAUUAAGAAGUAUGAUGUCAAUUAACAGUCUUUAAAGAUGUAUAUAAGUUCCAAGCAAUGUGAUCUAAGGCUUUUUUCCUAUUUCUUGUAUAAGUUAAGGCAGCCAUAAAUGAAAGUAUGAUACAAACAUUUGCUUUUAUAUUUACGUCACAAGAGAAUUCUCCCUGAGUGUCGGGGGAGGCUGUGGGACUUCACCAUUUGGACAAACUAAAGCACAGGCUACUCAGACUUGGCCACAGGUCAUAGGUCAGAGAACUUCUUUCUGCAAAUCUAGAAAUGUAAAUUUUAGGCAAUAAAAUAUCUGCAUGCCU